UCUUUAAAGCGACCUUAAAAGCCCCGGUUCUCGCCGCCCGGACUCCAUGUCCCAGCGGGCGCUCCGGGCGCGCUGCCGGGAGCGGGGCGGGCCGAGGGCAGCAUGGCCGCCAGGGAGGCGGGCGGCGCGGUGCUGGGCACGGCGGCCGAGAGGCUCUUCUCGCUCAGCGGGCUCUUCGCCGUCUACAAGCCCAAGGGACCCACCUCGGCCGGCGUGCUCAACCUGCUCAAGGAGAGGCUGCUGGCAGAAGCUGGUGUGCAAACAAAUGAGAACAAAAGAAAUCAGGUUUUGAAAAUUGGACAUGGAGGAACUUUGGACAGUGCAGCAGCAGGAGUUCUGGUGGUCGGUAUUGGAAAAGGAACAAAACUGCUGAGAACUAUGCUGGCAGGUUCCAAGAAAUACACUGCCAUUGGAAUGCUGGGCAAAGCUACUGAUACAUUAGAUGCUACAGGAAAAGUAACUGAAGAAAAACCUUAUGAUCAGGUAACAAAAGGAGAUCUUGAAAAUGUGCUGCAAAAGUUCACGGGGCACAUCAUGCAAGUCCCUCCACUCUAUUCUGCUUUGAAGAAGGAUGGAGAAAGGCUUUCAACUCUGAUGAAGAGGGGAGAAGCAGUUGAAGCAAAGCCUGCUCGACCAGUGAGAGUGUACAGCCUUUCUCUCCAGCAGUUCCAGCCACCACUGUUCACGCUGGAUGUUGAAUGUGGCGGUGGCUUUUAUGUCAGGAGCCUGGUCAGUGACAUUGGCAAAGAACUCUCUACCUGUGCCACUAUGCAGGAGCUGACCCGCACCAAGCAGGGGCCGUUCACGCUGGAGGAACACGCCCUUCACGAAGACAAAUGGACAAUUGAUGAAAUUGCCCGGUCCUUAGAGCACUGCACAGCUCUGCUCCCCAGAGAGCCAUCUCGUAAAAAAUUGAAGACAGAGCAUCCUGGUGAAACUGCUGUGAUCUGUGAAGAUAGUGAUAAGUUGGGUCAAGGAAAAAGACUGAAUGAUUGAGAUAUUUUAAGAUUGGAUUGGUGCUGUCCCACCUCCUGUGUAAAUCUACAAGGGAGGGUGACAAACUGCAACACAAGAAAAAUGGCUCUUUUGUUUUCUGGGGCUGGAACGUGCACUGAAAAUAUUCAGUGCUUACUGUGUCCUGACUGUUUAUUUUCCUUCUUGCACAGUGUAAAUGGGUCUGCCAUUGAUGCCAAAUCUUCAUAAACUUUUAAAGAACUUUCAAGCUGCAAGAUAGCUGUUAUUGCUAAUUCCUCAAUAAAAAAAUUUAAAAACAUUGUCUGAUAA
This is a messenger RNA of Pipra filicauda (Wire-tailed manakin), 1284 nucleotides long. It is a transcript of the gene TRUB1, whose product is annotated as TruB pseudouridine synthase family member 1. Lineage: Eukaryota; Metazoa; Chordata; Aves; Passeriformes; Pipridae. The record is from RefSeq and is a predicted model, not a curated record. Gene Ontology annotation, molecular function: RNA binding; pseudouridine synthase activity. Gene Ontology annotation, cellular component: mitochondrion. Gene Ontology annotation, biological process: mRNA pseudouridine synthesis; tRNA modification.